UCCGCCGACGGCGCCGCGCCGCUCUCGGGCUCUGGUAGAGAGCGUUCAGCUGGAGCGGGAGGCGGCGCGGCUGUAGCACCGCGGGGAGGGCCGCGCCGGUUGCUUUCUGCAGCCGCUUCUCCGCUAGCCGGUCCCCCGCCGCCCCUGGGGCGCCGUGUGGCUCUAGACCGGGACCGAAGCUGCCGGCCGCCGCGGGUGGCCGGAUCCGCGUCCCGCCUCAGCGCCCGGAGGACAUGCGGGAGAGAGAAUGACCCAGAGGGACACGCUGGUGCAUCUGUUUGCCGGGGGAUGUGGUGGUACAGUAGGAGCUAUUCUGACAUGUCCACUAGAAGUUGUAAAAACGCGGCUGCAGUCCUCUUCUGUGACACUUUAUAUCUCUGAAGUUCAGUUGAACACCAUGGCUGGAGCCAGCGUCAACCGAGUAGUGUCUCCUGGACCUCUCCAUUGCCUAAAAGUGAUCUUGGAAAAAGAAGGGCCUCGUUCCUUGUUCAGAGGAUUAGGUCCCAAUAUAGUGGGGGUGGCUCCUUCCAGAGCAAUAUACUUUGCUGCUUAUUCAAACUGCAAGGAAAAGUUGAAUGGUGUAUUUGAUCCAGAUUCUACCCAGGUACACAUGAUUUCAGCUGCAAUGGCAGGUUUUACUGCAAUCACAGCGACCAACCCCAUUUGGCUUAUAAAGACUCGGUUACAGCUUGAUGCAAGGAUAAUUGAAAUGAAAUCUUAAGCGUCGUGAAGCAAAACUCAAAGUUUACUUCUUAAAGCCAAAGAUCUGAAAGGUAGUGGUAGUUAAAACAACCCAAAGGUUAGAGAAAUGUGAAGAUGCCAGUUGAUAUUAUACUAUUAUAAACUACCAGGGUUAUGCUUCAGUAUGAUGUAGGGUGGAUCUUUGGGGGGUCCUGAGAAAAGUAUGGCUUAAAACUCUAUUAUUUUUUCACCUACAAUUGUAGCACAAGCCAACACAAGUUCUUAGGCUUGGGGUGAUGGGGAAUGGGGUGGGGUUGGUGUAGUAGUUUGAAGGUUGGUUUGAGGAUGCUAAUGUAUAACCAUGAAAUCAAGAACAGGGCUGAUGUGUUUGCAUAUUACCCUUUGGGACUUGUAGCAUUUUAACUUCUCAUGAGGAAGUCUCUGGCAGAAACUGAUUACAAUUGGUUUCAUGGAUCAUUCAACAAAAAGUAUUCAUUCAAUGUCAUUAGUUGAGGACAGUUAUUAGUUCAAGACAAUAAUUAGUUCAUAAAACUGGAGGAAUUUGUGGGUUAUCAGUUGGGUGUCUUAACUGUGUUUUUGUUAUGUCAGAAACAGGUUGUAUAUAAUUUAUACAUAGGUAAAUUUUCUAUUUCUUUCCCUGUAGGUAGCAUUUAAACCCAUUUCUUAUAAAUAAGGGUCUAUUGGGAGAAUCAUAGUGUAAGGUAUUAUUUUUAUAAACUCAAAAUUACAUACUUGUAUAAGAGUAGAUACACUGCCGGGGCGCCUGGGUGGCUCAGUUGGUUGGGCGACUGCCUUCGGCUCAGGUCAUGAUCCCGG
Molecule: messenger RNA, 1518 nt
Organism: Leptonychotes weddellii (Weddell seal)
Lineage: Eukaryota; Metazoa; Chordata; Mammalia; Carnivora; Phocidae
Source: RefSeq, a predicted model, not a curated record